AGCAGGCAGCGAAAACUCGCUCCACCGAUAAACUAAUAGUAUCUACAUUUAUAUUUACCUACUGAUAUAUGUCAAAGAUUCUGACAACUAUGGCAACACCAUCCAGGCUUCCUCCAGGAGGACUUCUCGAAAUCGUAUUCUCCUUUGACACUACUGGAUCGAUGUCCUCUAUACUUGAGGAGGUCCAGGGACGGUUACAGGACAUGAUACAACGCCUUCAGGCGGACAUUCCAGGCAUUAGAAUCGGUGUCAUAGCCCACGGGGACUACUGUGAUGAAAAGGUCUUCUAUCUUACAAAGCAACUGGACCUUUGUAGCGACGUCGUAGAACUUUGUAACUUUGUGAAAGGUGUAGAGGGUACUGGUGGCGGCGACGAAGAUGAAUGUUACGAGCUUAUUCUCCGCAUGGUCCGACAAAACUUCUCAUGGACUCCAGCAUCACAAAAAAUUCUGGUCAUGAUUGGAGACGCCAAACCACACGAACCCGAGUAUGAGCUGAAUGUGGACAACAUUGACUGGAGAGCUGAAGUCGCUGAUCUUCACAAUAUGGGUGUUAAGAUAUAUGGCGUACAAGUGUUUGAAAAUGAAGGCAUUGACGACUUCUACAAGACAAUAUCAACAAAUACUGAAGGACAUUACCUCAAGCUCAACGAAUUCUCCAACAUCUGUGACUUCCUCAUGGCCAUCUGUUAUCGGGAAAGGGGCGAUGACCUCUUCUCUGGCUAUGAAGCCGAGGUCCGCGGACGAUAUGGACCGGGUGGUAUUCACAGAGAUCUGGAGGGAUUAUUCGGAACUCUGAGAAAGACUGAUUCAGGUACAAGUGGCAUACACCCAGCGCCGCCAAUUAUUUCACCAUUGUCAACCCCAACCACGACUUCUCCAGCGCCACAACCUUUGAAGGGCGUUCCAAGAAGGACAAAAGUCGACCCGUCUAGGUCAAAGGUCAAUCCAAAGCGUAGAAACGUGACAGUCAAGAAUAUCAAGGACAAACUCAUCUGCAAUGAUGAUGCUAAAAUGAUUCCAAGAGAGAAAACAGCGGAAACCGUAUUCACGUGCAACUGUCUUGAUUGGUCAUCGUGGCGACUCGCAUAUAUCCCAACAGACGUCAAUGAACCUAAAACCAAAAAUGGCUUCAGAAGAAAAUUCAAAGGAACGUGCCACAAACGUAUUCAACUUUUCAGAGACAAAAGCAAAUCUGCUCUUUAUGAGAUAGCAGUACAAACGAAAAGGCGAGGAAAACGGCACGUUAUGUUUUCCAAAGUAAUUUCUGGUACCAUUGAUAACCGUGAAUGGGAAUACAACCUUCUAUUUGGAGCCAAACUCCGACUUCGCAGACAAAUACAAAGUGUUGUAGAGCAAGGCUGCAAAGUAUUUGUGAGGAGAGCAGUUUUAGACAAGAAAGCAAUGAGUGAAGUUGACACGUUAAACAAAUAUAGUUAUGCUUGGAGCAUCCAGAAAGACACACGACAACACAGGCGUGUAGAAAGGAACUAUAUCGUCAUUUCCGGUGAAUGUAUGGAGGAAUGAAUAUUUGAUGACUGACAUGAACAAUGUCGUUUUACUUGGAUGUUUCCGUUAAUUAUAAAGUAAAUUCCAUGUAGUCCGCUUUAUGAUUUUUAUUUUACUGUAGAACGAUAUUUUAUUUGACAUUUUGUUAUAACA
This is a messenger RNA of Ylistrum balloti, 1661 nucleotides long. RefSeq lists its product as uncharacterized. NCBI's taxonomy places the organism in Eukaryota, Metazoa, Mollusca, Bivalvia, Pectinida, Pectinidae. The record is from RefSeq and is a predicted model, not a curated record. The transcript has 5 exons. Bases 69 to 1526 code for a protein of 485 amino acids.